CCGAAUUGUUCUGGAGCUGUUUGCCGAUAUCACCCCAAAGACCGCAGAAAACUUCAGAGCGCUCUGCACCGGAGAGAAAGGCGUCGGAAAAGCGACAGGGAAGCCGCUGCACUUCAAAGGAUGCCCGUUCCACAGAAUCAUCAAGCAGUUCAUGAUCCAGGGAGGGGACUUCUCCAACCAUAACGGCACUGGGGGCGAGAGCAUCUACGGGGAUAAGUUUGAAGAUGAAAACUUUCACUACAAGCACAGCAAAGUGGGUCUGCUGAGCAUGGCCAACGCUGGGCCCAACACCAACGGUUCUCAGUUCUUCAUCACCACUGUACCAACGCCACACUUGGAUGGAAAACACGUGGUCUUUGGACAAGUGUUAAAAGGGAUGGGAGUUGUAAAACUGCUGGAGGCCAUUGAAACUGUGGACGAUGCGCCUUUAAAGCCUUGUGUCAUAGCCGACUGCGGCGAGCAUAAGGACGGGGACAGCUGGGGCUCCGCACCAAAUGAUGGAACAGAAGAUGCCCACCCAGACUUCCCCGAGGACGCCGACCUCGACUUUAAGGAUGUCGACAAAGUUCUGUCGUUCGCCGAAGACGUGAAGAACGUUGGAAAUGCGCUUUUUAAGAACCAAGACUGGAAAGCUGCAGUCAACAAAUACAGUAAAGCCCUGAGGUACUUGAAGAUGUGUGGAGAUCAGCUGGAGGAGGCGGCUCAGAAGAAGCUGGAGCCCACGGCGCUCAGCUGCGUUCUGAACACAGCUGCUUGCAAACUGAAGCUGCAGCUGUGGCAGGAAGCUCUGGACAGCUGCAACGAGGCUCUUGAACUGAACCAAUCAAACGCUAAGGCACUUUUCCGAAGAGCCCAGGCCUGGCAGGGGCUGAAGGAAUACAACAACGCCAUGACUGAUCUUAAAAAAGCUCAGGAAGUUGCUCCAGAAGAUAAAGCCAUCAACAACGAGCUGAAGAAAGUCCAUCAUAAAAUCCAGGAAGAGAAGGAGCGGGAGAAGAAGAUCUACGCCAAGAUGUUCGUGUGAAUACGUGACGUCAGGAUGGAGGAGUCCAGUCAUGGGAAAACGCACAUUUCCAUCGUACUGUUCCCGUCGUGUUUUCCACCAGACACAGUUUUGUUUUGCGGGAAUUAAAAGUUUGAUCCGACUUCACUGAAAAGUUGAGCUUUAGUCCGAUUCUGCUGAAGAACUGGACACACGCUGGCCUUUGUUCUGGAUAAGUCACGUUGUAUGUUCAAUCAUAUCACGGUUGAGUUUUUGGUACCUCGGACCUCUUGCAGUUCAUCCAUGUCCUUAUUUAUGUUUUUACAGCUCGAUAAAAUAAAGACUAACCAU
This is a messenger RNA of Nematolebias whitei (Rio pearlfish), 1333 nucleotides long. It is a transcript of the gene ppid, whose product is annotated as peptidylprolyl isomerase D. Bases 152 to 1024 code for a protein of 290 amino acids. Gene Ontology annotation, molecular function: peptidyl-prolyl cis-trans isomerase activity; protein binding. The transcript has 9 exons. The record is from RefSeq and is a predicted model, not a curated record. Gene Ontology annotation, biological process: protein peptidyl-prolyl isomerization. Lineage: Eukaryota; Metazoa; Chordata; Actinopteri; Cyprinodontiformes; Rivulidae.